AUGUCUAGAACUAUCCCAUUUUUAUUCAAAUUAAUUAACAGGGCAGUAAUUCUACCCACUGCAGGUUUUACGUUGGGUAUUGGUGCAUUUGUAAAGGCAUGGCCCGAUGAUGCUGGUGUCUUAUCAUUGAAUGAUCCGCAAAUGCCCGCAGAGUUGAUGAGUGCAACCAAGAGUCGACAACCUAUGGAGCUACAGAAUAUGGAUAUUCUUACUCAAGUUGAAAAAAGCAAGGUAUAUAAGCUAUUAGUCCAGGACGAUAAGAUGCACCAUAUUCUAUUCAGUGAGAAAAUACCAAGCGGCCACAGAGAUUACCAUGUGGGACAAGGUCUUCUGUUUGGGAAAGGGAAACUUGAAAUUGAUCCUUUAGUUUUCCAUGACUUGGAUCGCGGUGAACUUACUGUGAUUUAUCACUUGGGCGCUGAGUUAGGGAACCGAAACGGUAAUGUUCAUAAGGGUUUGCUGUCAUUGUUACUAGAUGAGGCUUUGUGUUAUUGCGGUUUCCCCCUGUUACCUAGUAAAAGAGGUGUAACAGCAAGGCUGUCUCUAGAAUUUCUUGAGGACAUUCCUAUCAAUACGACAAUCAUGCUGAAAGCAAGUAUCAAAGAAACUAAAGGCAGAAAAUGUGUCAUUGAGGGACAUUUAGAAGAGUUUCCGUCAGAAACCUUUUCGAAAAAUGGAAAUAGAGGCUGGAGCUUACUCGGUUUUUGGAGUUCUAAUGCUAAACAGGAGGCGCCAAGGAAAUUUGCCAAGGCAGACUGUAUCCUUGUUGAACCUACCUGGUUCAAGUACUUCAAAUGGCUUGAUAUGUUUUGA
This is a messenger RNA of Saccharomyces mikatae IFO 1815, 813 nucleotides long. RefSeq names its product Mrx3p (gene MRX3). Bases 1 to 813 code for a protein of 270 amino acids. Lineage: Eukaryota; Fungi; Ascomycota; Saccharomycetes; Saccharomycetales; Saccharomycetaceae. The transcript has a single exon. The record is from RefSeq and is a predicted model, not a curated record.